Molecule: messenger RNA, 996 nt
Organism: Lodderomyces margitis
Lineage: Eukaryota; Fungi; Ascomycota; Pichiomycetes; Serinales; Debaryomycetaceae
Gene: CCP1
Product: cytochrome-c peroxidase
Exons: 2
Coding region: 1-996 (331 amino acids)
Biological process (GO): hydrogen peroxide catabolic process; response to reactive oxygen species; cellular response to oxidative stress
Molecular function (GO): peroxidase activity; heme binding
Source: RefSeq, a predicted model, not a curated record
AUGACUUCAGUUGCUUCGUCUGCGGUGAAUAAUAACAAUAGCAAUGUCACUGAUGCCAAGAGGCACAAGAGUUCCUCGACUGCAAAUGCGGCCUUUGGCGCCGGUGCAGGAUUGAACAUAAAGACAGCAGAGAUCCCUGAAGGCAAGACAGUUGAAGAUUACCAACGUGUUUACAACGAGAUUGCCACCAAGAUUUCUGAACAUUUGGACUAUGAUCACGGCGAUGGGUAUUUCGGACAAUUGGUUAGAAAUGCGUGGCACGCGUCGGGAACAUAUGCCGUUGCUGACAACUCGGGUGGAUCGUAUUACGGAUCUAUGAUCUUUGAACCAGAAGAGUUUGAUUUCCAAAACAAAGGUACAUCAAUUGCUAGAAGUUUCUUGACAUCGAUUCACGUACAGAACCCAUGGAUUUCAAGAGGUGAUUUGUGGACAUUAGGUGGAGUUGCUGGUGUGCAAGAGUGUAAUGGCCCCAAGAUCAAAUGGAGACCAGGGAGAGUUGACGACAACACUGGUACAAAAGCAGCACCAUCAGGUAGAAUACCCGACGGUGAAGGAGAUGCUAGAUAUGUUAGAGACUUUUUCUCAAGAAUGGGGUUCAACGAUAGGGAAACUGUAGCCUUGAUUGGUGCUCAUGUGUUGGGAAGAUGCCACACACACGUCUCCGGGUAUGAUGGUCCAUGGGGUGACGAUUCAAAUAACUUUACUAAUGACUUCUAUGAAAGAUUGGUGGGCAAAUGGCAUCUCAAAAAUUGGGAUGGAAGAAAGCAGUACGAAGAUGACGACACAAACUUGUACAUGAUGUUGCCAUCGGAUAUGGCCUUGAAGGAGGACAGCAAUUUCUACAAAUAUGUCCAAGAAUAUGCAAAGGAUGUUGAUUUGUGGUUUAAGGAUUUUGCUGAUGCGUACUCAAAGUUGUUGGAGAAAGGAAUAGAGUUCCCUGAAGAUAACAAGCCAAUAGAGUUUAAGACAUUGCAUGAGCAGACAGUGCCAAGCUAG